UAAACAUGCUGUCUCUCAAAGCACUUGUCUUGUGCGCUCUGCUACAAAUAUCAUGGGGCAUCGAUCAAAGUUUUCCUGCACAUUUCAUAUUCGGUGCCGCGACGUCUGCCUACCAAGUGGAGGGUGGCUGGAAUGCUGAUGGGAAAGGCGAAACCGUAUGGGACAAGUACCUCCAUGAACAUCCCGGUAAGGCAGCUAAUAAUGCAACUGGUGACGUUUCCGCAGACUCCUACCACAAGUGGCGGGAGGACGUCAUGGCUGCGGCCCGCAUGAAACUUCAAUUUUACAGGUUCUCAAUAAAUUGGGCCCGGGUAUUACCCACGGGGCUUGACAACAAAAUUAACAAAGCCGGUGCGAAGUAUUACAGUGAUCUGAUCGACGCACUCCUAGCUGAGGGCAUUGAACCGAUGGUGACUUUAUACCAUUGGGAAUUGCCUGUGACAAUCCAGAACCUAGGAGGCUGGACGAACCCUCAUAUCGUCGACUGGUUUGGGGACUACGCCAGGGUUAUCUUCACCCUUUACGCCGACCGCGUCAAGACCUGGCUGACCAUCAACGAACCUAACGUGUUCUGCGACAUUUUCUAUAUUUCUGGAGACUCCGCUCCGGGAGUCAAAGAACCAGAGCUCGCACCGUAUCUGUGUAAUAAACACGUGAUGCUGGCGCACGCAAAAGCCUACAGGAUAUUCGAUCAGGAAUUUAGACCAAGGUAUUCAGGUAAAAUUUCACUUGCAAGCAACGUGUUGGGAAUAGAACCUGCGUCCCCUAAAGACGCGGAGCUGGCAGAACUUGGGAGAGAGCAUCAGGCAGGCAGAUAUUCCCAUCCAAUUUUUUCCAAGAAGGGUGGCUGGCCGCCCUCUAUUGAGAAGUUGAUGCUACAAGUUAGCCUUAAACAAGGCUACAAGGAAUCCAGGCUUCCUGCGUUCACUGAACAGGAGAUUGAAUUCAUGAAAGGUACCGCUGAUUUCUACGGGUUAAAUUACUAUACGACCUACAUGAUCAGACCAGCCAAGCCCGAGGACAAACCUGGAGUCUGGUUCCUCACGGGGUCCCCGGAGUUAAACGCAACCUUGGAAAACCCGUUAAAUGCGUACUACGGUUCUUCUCAUAUGCUUCCGGUGUUCCCAGGGGGUUUACGUAAAGUGAUGAAUUGGUUGAAAAAGCAAUAUGGCGACAUCGAUAUCCUCAUCACGGAGAACGGGUUUACCACGAGCGGGGCCCAAUUGGAUGAUUACGACAGAGUGGACUUCCUUGAGGAAAGUUUGAAUGAAGUGCUGGUUUCCAUCAAAGAGGACAAUAUAAGUGUUACAGGGUACACUGUGUGGUCUCUUAUUGAUGACCUCGAAUGGCUAGCGGGAUACACGGUAAAAUUUGGUUUGUAUGAGAUAGACUUCAACCAUCCAAAUCGCACAAGAACUGCACGCUUAUCGUCACACUAUUAUGCGUGUGUAAUCAAACAUCGAUCAUUACACGUCCCGAACACUUGCUUCGACAAAAAUGUGCAAAGAUUACAACAAAAGAACGACGGCAACGGCGGCCAGAUUCCAGCAAAUGGUGGACUGUUUUUAAUAGUCAUAACUGUGGCAUUCGGUAUUUUAUUAUGUAAACAAAUUAUAACACCAUAA
Pararge aegeria (speckled wood butterfly) is the source of this 1625-nucleotide messenger RNA. Its product is annotated as myrosinase 1-like. Gene Ontology annotation, biological process: carbohydrate metabolic process. Bases 6 to 1625 code for a protein of 539 amino acids. The record is from RefSeq and is a predicted model, not a curated record. Gene Ontology annotation, molecular function: beta-glucosidase activity. NCBI's taxonomy places the organism in Eukaryota, Metazoa, Arthropoda, Insecta, Lepidoptera, Nymphalidae. The transcript is spliced from 12 exons.